Hemibagrus wyckioides is the source of this 891-nucleotide messenger RNA. Its product is annotated as chemokine XC receptor 1-like. NCBI's taxonomy places the organism in Eukaryota, Metazoa, Chordata, Actinopteri, Siluriformes, Bagridae. The transcript has a single exon. Gene Ontology annotation, cellular component: membrane. The coding region runs from base 1 to 891 and encodes 296 amino acids. Gene Ontology annotation, biological process: immune response; G protein-coupled receptor signaling pathway. The record is from RefSeq and is a predicted model, not a curated record. Gene Ontology annotation, molecular function: G protein-coupled receptor activity.
AUGGCUGAAGAGAGAAUCAUUACAAUGAUGAUAAUCCUCAGCACUGUGAUCCUGAUCAGUCUGGUUGGGAACCUCCUGGUUGUUGGGAUCAGUGUAUUCUAUAUAAGACUUCAAUCACUGACCGUCAUCUUCAUACUCAACUUGGCUCUGUCAGACCUGCUGUCCACUGUUGGACUGAUUUUCUCUUUCUGUGAAAACAUCUGGAAUUUGCCUUUUGGAGACGCAGCAUGCAGAGUUGCCAGCUUUUUUCACUCCACUGGAUUUUACAGCAGCAUCAUCUUCCUGGCACUGAUGAGCUUUCAGCAUUACAUGGCCAUCGUGGAUCCUCUGUCAGUCUGGAAGAAAGGACGUGGCUUCACAACCAUUCUUAUCUGUGUGUGGGUGCUGAGCUUCUUGGCAGCAUUGCCAGCUAUAGAGCAAAGUGUAGCACUAGACAUCUGCAUGUACAACAGCAGCACAGCUGUAUUAGUUGCUAUUACUUAUAGAGAGAACAUUGUUUUUGUGUGCGCCUUUUUGUUUAACGGUUUUUGCUACAUCAGGAUCCUGCAAACCAUCCUCAAGUCCCCAACAAACCAGAAUCAGAGACACAGAACUACUGGACUUACCUUCCUUCUGGUGGCUUCGUUCUUUAUUUGUUGGGCUCCUUAUAACAUAAUGAAAUUUCUGUACACCUUAAUUUAUUAUCAGAUCUGGUCUUUGAACUUAGACCAUUUCUUUAAUGCCUACUACAUCUGCCGUCUUCUGGCUUUUAGCCACUGCUGCCUCAAUCCAGUGAUCUAUGGUUUAUCUGAUCUAAAAUUUCAUGAGACAGAGAGGGAGAUUUUGCAAAGACGAGCUACUUUCAAUUCUGCAGGAAUAGAAACUCAAGAACAUCUUUCCAGCAGUUCCUAA